Messenger RNA from Camelus dromedarius (Arabian camel), 985 nucleotides. Its product is annotated as neuroblastoma breakpoint family member 6-like protein. Lineage: Eukaryota; Metazoa; Chordata; Mammalia; Artiodactyla; Camelidae. The transcript has 6 exons. The record is from RefSeq and is a predicted model, not a curated record. The coding region runs from base 8 to 985 and encodes 325 amino acids.
CUUCAGCAUGGCAGUAUCUCUCACCUCUUUCUCUGGCUCAAGGACAGAAAUGAGCAUCCUGGAAAUCAACCAGAACUUGCGCUCCCAGCUGGAAAAAGUCAAACAGGACUUUCGAGACCUCACAGAGAAAUUCCUCACAUCCAAAGCUACUGUUUACUCCCUGGCCAACCAGCUGCAGAAAUACAACUGUGAAGAGUACAAAGAACUUAUUGAAUUUGUGCUGGAGGAGGGAGUGCCAUUUGAGGAAGGGGAGCUGGCAGAGAAGAUGAGAUCAGCUGCAAGGCUUGGGAAAUAUGACCCCCUAAUUCAGGCUCAAGCCCAAGAACUGACCCACUUACGACAGAAGAUACAGGAAGGAAAAGGUGCCUGUUACCUUUUCACCCAGCAUGCAAGGAACACAGUCAAGUCUUUUGAGAGUCUCCUCAGGAGCACUGACAUCGCCUACUACCAGAGGCAGAGAUUCUGUGAGCUACUGACCCAAGGAAGCCAGCUGGCAGAGAGACUUGCCAGCCAGCUCACCACCGAAGAUCAUCAGGAUAGGGAAGGUGAAGAUGGACAGGAGCCACUGGCACCCAGCUUCAGCAGGGGACUCCAGGCGGAAGAAGAGAAUGAAGUCCAGGAGGACUCACUAGAUGAAAUGUAUCUGACUCAUUCCAGCUACCAGGACUCCCACCAGCCUCCCAACACCAACGCCUUUGCGUGUGACGGGCAGGAAGCCAGCUCUGCCGUGGAUGUGGCCGGUGAGUACCCCCAGUAUAAAGAGAAGAAAGCUCCAACACCCAGAGGACUGAGAAAUGAAGCUCUGGCGGCUUCUCCACGCUCACCGCCUCUGUCUCGGGUGAUUGAGAUCAUCUCUAUGCCAGCGCCCUUGGACCCACCCUCGGCCGGGACCCUGGGGACCCGGACCGCAAGGAGUGGAGGGGAAGCAGAACACCCGCUGGGCUCCCGUGGUGGCUCUGCCCGUUUCCUCGCCUACACCCCGUGA